GUUGUGUCGGAGCGGAGGGCGCCUCUUCUGCUCUUCACAUGUCUCCUGCCCGUGGAACCGCCGUCUGCUGAGAAGCGGGGUGUCCGUCCUGCUUUGGGGGGGUUCGCGGAUCCGAAACCGACCGGCACCGUCUGCGGGAAAUAGGGAAUGAACGACGAGACAGCACCGGACAGCUGGAAGAAUAACUCCGGGUGCUCCAGUAUUGAGCAAAUGCUGGCUGUGAAUCCCGGAAAGACGCCGAUCAGUCUGCUGCAGGAGUAUGGAACGCGGAUAGGCAAGACCCCAGUGUAUGACCUGCUGAAGGCCGAGGGACAGGCCCACCAGCCCAACUUCACGUUCCGCGUCUCAGUUGGAGAGAUCAGCUGCACCGGCCAAGGGCCCAGCAAGAAGGCGGCCAAGCACAAAGCAGCCGAGGCUGCUCUGAAGAUGCUACAAGAGGAACUCGAGGGUCCCACUGUUGUCGGUGUUGGAGUAGAAGGUAUUAUUGCGGUUGAAGUGUCUACUGAUGGAGACAGCUGCAAGACAGAGAUGAAGACCUCAAGCAGUUCUCAGCAGUCCGAAUGUAACCCCGUGGGGGCUCUGCAGGAGCUGGUGGUGCAGAAAGGAUGGCGUCUGCCAGAGUACACGGUCACUCAGGAGUCUGGUCCUGCACAUCGAAAAGAGUUCACCAUGACCUGCAGAGUCGAGAGAUUUGUGGAAAUCGUCUCCGGUUCAUCUCCAGGAAGUGGAACGUCCAAGAAACUAGCCAAGAGAAACGCAGCAGCUAAGAUGUUAUCGCGUAUCCACGAUGUUCCGGUCGACCUGAGGACCCCCCACGAGCCAGAUGUGGAGGAUGAUACGUUCACUGUGCACAUGGGGAACAAAGUUGACUCGGGUAAAAGUAAAAGCUUCAGCUGCACAUGGGACUCUCUGCGUAACUCAGCUGGAGAGCAGAUCCUCCAGCUCCGCAGCCACCCUCUGGGAAUGCCCUCCGACUCGGACUUCUGCUCCCUCCUGAGUGACCUGUCCGUCGAACAGAGCUUUGACGUCAGCUACUUGGAUCUGGAGGGGCCCAGUCUGAGCGGCGUGUGCCAGUGUCUCGUGGAGCUGUCCACGCAACCAGCCACAGUGUGCCACGGCUCCGCCCCGAGCAAAGAUGCCGCUCGUGCCAUCGCAGCCCACAAUGCACUGCACUACCUCAAAAUCAUGGCUGGAGGGAAAUGAUGUCAAGUCAUGUUCCUACUCGCAGACUCGAACUCGCAAAACUGCACAUUGCCAGGAUGAAUUUCCACUUUGGACGACGGAGGGAACCUUCGUGAUGAGUUCAGAAACCGUGAAUUACCUCAGAUUUGGAGAAACAAAACUUUUCAUGUCCCUCAAGUUUAAGCCCUGGAGCCCGAUUUGGCCACUUUGAUUUCUAAACGUCGCAAGUGAACAUUAAGUUGCCCAAAAAUUCAUGAACACUCCUCUUCUUGCAAAUUAUUUAAAAAUUCCUUUUCAGUCACUUUCAUUUUUGCUUUUCAGUACAUACAGAGCUCAUUUCUUUAUACCUCAAAUCAAAAAUUUACAAAAAGUCUUUAUCUGGAAUUUUAAAUGGUGCUUUUGUCAAAAACUGGAGACGAAUUCUGGUGCAACGAAAACAGAAAUUGGACAAUGGAAUCACCGAUCUCAUGGAUGGACUCGAAAAGAAUGAACAGCCAUGCCACUGAAACAUGGAGGAAGAGACUCUGCUGAACAAAUAUCAGAGGAGAAUGUUUUAAAGACUGGCCCUUUUACACUUGAGCUUGUGUGAACCUUUUUUUUUUUGUCUUGUAUGUUAAUCUGAUCCCCUGAAGCUCAAACAGUUUGUUGCUGUGAUGCUGAAGGAUCUAACUUUCUUUUGCCAAACUUCCCCUGUCGUUUUAAAACUCUUUGGCCCGGCACAUAUUGGGUUUGUUUGAAAAUUAACCCUCUCUAAUAAUGUUACACUCUGAUAUUUACUGUAGUAUCAAUCAAAUUUAGUAGAAUUAUCAGUCAUCAGUGAGCUUGAGUGAUACCAUUUUUUUUAUUGAUUUCCCACGUGUAGAAUCCCUUGGAAGAUGUACACCAAUGGCUAUCAGAGCGUUUUAGGAAUGCUCACAGUGAUCAUGAGAAUUUAGAAUCUCCUUAUUGGUUCAGUUCACACACAAAUGUUCACAUUUGGGAGUAAAUCAAGACAACACAAAAUGUGAUUGUAGCAAAUAUUUCCCAGUUUCUCUAUUCACUAUGCAGUCAGACCAAUAAAUAAUAAAUUAACUUCUGUGUGAAUCAAAGAGCUGAAAAAAGAACUAGGGGUUGUUGUUGUUGUUGUUAUCAAUAGAACGUUAGACAAAACAAAUAGAUUUUUUUUUUUUUGGUCAUCCCUCAGACAAAUAAUGUCUCUUGUGCCGUUUCAAAGAUAGGAACUAACGAUGGUUUUCCUCUUUAUAUUUCACACCCCUGUGAUUACGUUUCUCUUUUCUCCGUCAAUGUGACUGAUUCCUGUGACGUUAUUUAAAAGAGCCGUUGACACCUGCGUCUGGGUGUGAACUCUCAUCACCACCUCUGUUACUGCAGUAGCUAAUCGGUCAAUACAAUUCAUUGCACUCUGCUGAAAUAAGUAUCGGAAAAGAGUCGGAAACAGUUUGCACUAGUUGAGAAGAUAAAGUCCUUUGCACAGAUGCAGGCGGAACAUGUUCGAGUGCAGCGGGUUUGACGCAACACUGACCUCAUUCUGUCUGAAACGGCAGAUCUGCAUUUUGUUAUUCUGAGAUAAGGAAGUUAUCUCCUGGUUUUAGUGAGUUUUAUGUGCUGACAUUAUUCAAUUUGAGACAGUUCUUUGUCAUAGUUAAAUUGUUUGCCCAGUUUAAAAUAAAUAAAGUGCGAGCUCCAUGUGAAA
Molecule: messenger RNA, 2875 nt
Organism: Pleuronectes platessa (European plaice)
Lineage: Eukaryota; Metazoa; Chordata; Actinopteri; Pleuronectiformes; Pleuronectidae
Gene: tarbp2
Product: TAR (HIV) RNA binding protein 2
Exons: 7
Coding region: 148-1203 (351 amino acids)
Biological process (GO): regulation of siRNA processing; regulation of miRNA processing; regulation of viral transcription
Cellular component (GO): RISC-loading complex
Molecular function (GO): siRNA binding; double-stranded RNA binding; pre-miRNA binding
Source: RefSeq, a predicted model, not a curated record